This is a messenger RNA of Trypanosoma rangeli, 2571 nucleotides long. RefSeq lists its product as uncharacterized. Gene Ontology annotation, cellular component: nucleus; cytoplasm. The record is from RefSeq and is a predicted model, not a curated record. Bases 1 to 2571 code for a protein of 856 amino acids. NCBI's taxonomy places the organism in Eukaryota, Euglenozoa, Kinetoplastea, Trypanosomatida, Trypanosomatidae. Gene Ontology annotation, biological process: hippo signaling; positive regulation of transcription by RNA polymerase II. The transcript has a single exon. Gene Ontology annotation, molecular function: transcription coactivator activity; protein binding.
AUGCCUAUGAAGGGUGAUGCAAAUGAAUCUCCCUACCGUCGUUGGUGUGUUAGUGUGGCUUUGCAGUCGUUCUGCGGAGAGCCGUGGGCAUUGUCACGUGGUCAAGGAGGUUGUGACCACAGCGACACGGGUGGGGAGCCGGAGCAUACUGAUGCUGCAAGCAGGCAGCAAAAAUUAGAUGCCAUGACACAUAUUGCCGGCGCUCCACUGCAGUUGUGUGAGAAUUGCGCCAAACAACAUGUGAACGACACCGAAAGAGAAGAACACCUUUUGCACUUGUUGGACGUCUUGCGUCAGUACAACUCCAACGAAAAGCUGUUGGAACACACAACGGAUGUUCUGUUUGCAUUGGAAUCGCCCACGCUGACAGGGACCUCUGAACAUGUUGAGAAUGCCCUAAAAGAGGAAUGUGGUGCCCAAAUGCAUUACGAACUACUCACCCCUCUGGACCCUCUUGUGACGACGGUGUUGUCCCCGGCAGUUUCCGUUGUAACAGAUGAAUGUUUGAAUGCCAUGGUGCUUGUAUAUGGUGCCACUCAAGAAAUGAGGCAAUUUGGAGUGAUAGGAACUCCUGAGAAGUGUGGGUUACUCCCACAGGGAAUUUUUAUGGUGAUGAACCGUACUGUGGAACUUCAAGAGCGAGAGCUUAAUGCUAUGUCACACCCUUUAGCGCCUUCAGCAGUAUCAGAAGCGGUAGAAGGCAACAAUAUUACGACUUCCACCAAUGACGAUUUUGGUGUUAUUGGGACGCAUUCUUUCGUCCGUGCCGAGUCUACAUUUAUUGCUUUUGGUGCCACAUGCAUUGUGGAUCUUCUUGAUUUGAGGAACGACCAUGUGGAACUUGUAUUGCACUUGGAAGGCUCUCCGUCAGCGCCACACCAUGACGAGGGUAUAAAAACUUCUCCAGGACUGAGCGGGGACAUGCCAGCUGAUGCCCACGUGUGUCAUGCUCGAACAAUGCCGGCUGAGCACGCCAAUCAUGCCUUGGAGGCACUUGAUAUAGGUCUUGGAAACUUCACACGUGCCACUGAAAUGGGAUUAUUGCAUUCGGACGCAGGAUCAUCACUCCUCUUUUCAUUAACACUCUUCACGGAUGACUGUCGCUCAGCAACCUUCCACUUUCUUUGCCUUGCUGAGGAUGCAACUGUGCAGAAUUGGUUGGCUUCUUCCACGCUGGCACACAGUCAGGCGAUACCCGAUGGGGAAAAGCCUGAAUGGCCAACCAGACAAAACAUGACGUUUCCAGAAGUGCCGGACCACAAUACCGUGACCAUGUUAGUUCCCUCGCUUUCCUUUGGGAAUCUUUUAACCUCGGUGCUUGUCUGCGGUUAUAAUUCUAUUAUAGCUCUUCAACGACUCUCUAGGGAUCUCAAUUUUGCCGUGACAGGGUGUCGCGUGAUGACAAUGCCUCAAUUCACCGAUGUUAAAGGACAGCGUUCCUAUCAGCCAUUACCACCUGAAUGGGAAGAGGGCGUCACGCAAGAUGGGAGGCGUUAUUAUGUCGAAAAAUCAACAAAACGCUCAACAUGGGAUGAUCCGCGUAUCGAGUUGAAAGAACGACGUAAAAAAACUCCAUUGGAUUGUUCUGAUGACCCACAGGAAGAGAUAGGGUUUGCCAUUCCGGCGAUGCGACAGCCGCUUCACAUACCACUUAACAAGGAGGACAAGGCAUUCCUUGAUGAAGAUCUUCGAAAUGCGUGCAGAGGAACGUUACCCAGCACGAAGUCGAAGUCUGAGGAGCCGCCAUACAGAAUCGUAGUUGUCGACACGGGAAAUGAGCAACACGUGUUGCUGGGAUCCACGCCAUUGCGGCAAACGGAUGCGACGCAGAUACCGAGUAUCAUUACUUGCACGGGAGUUGAGACCCAUGUGAUGGGAGAGAUUUCCUCUAGAGCUGACGCGGCUCCCAAAACGUUGUGCGGCGGAGAAUUGGAGGCGGGCGUCAAGGAUGACGGCUCGAUUUUUCCUGCUGACAGCGACGAAGAAGAGGAGGAGGAUAAUAGUAAAAAGGUGAUGGGGGUCGAUGAAGCAGACCGUACGGGUCACGUGGUGUACGAGGUAGAAAAUCUUCAGUUUGAAAUUCCAAACAAACCAUGUGUAGAAAAAGAAGACAUGACAGAGGAGGCCGCAGAGGGAGGAGAAAGUGUCACAGCACCCGAGAGUCAAGCAAAAGUAAAAAACAUUUGUACGCGUUUGGUGCGAGGUGCCGAGGGCAACGCCUCAGUAGGUACUCCCAGGAGCAAUAAAGAUGAUGCUCCGUUAUCUACGUCGGAGGCUACGACUACUUGUGUCCGCAUAACUCCAGAAAUGCAGGAAUUGGAAUCCCUGGUGGAAGAGUUUUUUCAUUUUUAUGUGGCAGCUUGUGAGACAAAGAAACGUGUUGAGCAUCUUGAGCAAGAGAUGGCUCGCAUCCAAAAAGAGUUGGAAAAUAAGAAGGAAAUGGAGGAUGAACUGCGUCGUGAGAGGGAUCAGGUUAAACUGCUUCGUGAACAGCUUGCUGCGGUGCAUGCCACACAAGGUGGAGCACUUAAGCCGCUUGAGCAGAGUGAGACAAGUCUCAUUGAGGUGUGA